This is a messenger RNA of Ilyonectria robusta, 3220 nucleotides long. RefSeq names its product nuclear condensing complex subunit. The transcript is spliced from 2 exons. Gene Ontology annotation, cellular component: condensed chromosome; condensin complex. The coding region runs from base 116 to 3220 and encodes 1034 amino acids. The record is from RefSeq and is a predicted model, not a curated record. Lineage: Eukaryota; Fungi; Ascomycota; Sordariomycetes; Hypocreales; Nectriaceae. Gene Ontology annotation, biological process: mitotic chromosome condensation.
CAACACGACCGCGUUUCCAAACAAAGCUUCACCACCACACGGGCAUCUACAUACCCAUUUGACGCUUGAUAACCCCCUCAGUCUGUCGUGCGUAGGGUCGUCUCCCGUCGCUAAAAUGCCUGCUCGAACGUCGAACCGAUCGACAAGAACCUCGGCUGCCAGACAGUCAAACGCCACCGUCGCAUCACGAGCCUCCGGCGCCUCUCGUGGAUCUUCUUCACCCCCCGAAAUUGUCGACACCCCUGACAGCGCCUUGAGAGGCAAGGUCUGUGGUGUCUUUCGCGAUGCUCAGCGAACUACGGCGACACAUCGAAAGCUCGUCGUGAAUCUGCGAAAGAUUCACGAGUCAUGCUGCUACGAACCAACCGACCCCAAACAUUCUCAGUCCAAUGACUUCGACGAAGAGGCCUUCAAUCAUGAGUUCGUCAGAUGCGUUCUCAGAAUAAUGCCGAUCAAGAAGUCGGAAAGUGUCGGAGAGAAAUCAAUUCGAUUCAUCGGCCUCUUCCUGCGACAUGCGGGUGAAAAGGAUAAUGAGCUCCUUGGAGAUAUUGAGGAUGAUGCGAGUGUCAUGCCCGAGACCCCAAGCACCCGCCUCACAUCGCAGCUUCUCGAAUCAGUUCUUCCACUCUUGACCGCCAAGGACAAAUUUGUUCGGUUCAGGUCGACCCAGCUCAUCUCACACAUUAUCAACUCUCUUGAUGCGAUAGACGACGAUCUCUUCCAGAAGCUCCGGCACGGAUUGCUUAAGCGGAUCCGGGAUAAGGAGGCCAUGGUUCGCGCUCAGGCAGUGUUGGGUCUUGGCCGUCUCGCUGGUAAUCAGGGCGAAGGCUGCACGAACUCGGACGACAGCGAUGAUGAUGAGGACACAGGCUUGCUUGAGAAAUUAUUGGAUGUUCUGCAGAACGACCCCAGUGCCGAUGUGCGCAGGUCUCUUCUCGUGAAUCUCCCAAUCCUCCCCAACACCUUGCCCUUCCUCCUUGAGCGCGCUCGAGACCAGGAUUCCGCAACGCGGCGGGCAGUCUAUUCCCGUCUUCUACCGGCUCUGGGAGACUUCAGGCAUCUUUCUCUCUCUAUGCGAGAAAAGCUCUUGCGAUGGGGACUCCGAGACCGAGAUGAAAACGUUCGCAAAGCUGCAGGUCGACUCUUCCGGGAGAGAUGGAUUGAAGACUGUGCAGGCACGCCGCCUCCAGAAGAAGGUCAGCAGGCGGAGCCUUCACCACCAAACUUUGAAGGUCUUUUAGAACUGCUUGAGCGAAUUGAUGUGGUCAACUCUGGUGUUGAUAAUGGUGUUGCUCUCGAGGCUAUGAAGGGCUUCUGGGAGGGUCGCCCAGACUACCGCGAGGCGGCUGAGUUCGACGAUAAGUUCUGGGAGACUCUUUCUGCCGAGUCGGUCUUCAUGGCGAGGAGCUUUAAUGACUUCUGCCGCCUUGAGGGCGAUGGAAAGUACUUGGCUUUGCUUGAAGAGAAGACUCCCGAGGUCACGAAGCUUGCUUUCUUCCUUGAACGUUAUUUACAAGUCCUAGUUGAGGCUCUUAAGAGGGUAUCUCAACAAGAGGUGGAAGAGGACGAGGACGAGGAGGACACUGUGGAACAGGAGUUCAUCGUGGAGCAGAUGCUCCAGAUCGCUCUCACGCUCGACUAUUCGGAUGAAGUCGGACGACGAAAGAUGUUCACACUGCUUCGGCGGAUGUUGUCCAUCUCAGAUCUCCCAGAUGAGGUUACGAAGCUCACAGUGGAGGCUCUUCGGGGGAUCUGCUCACCGGAUGUUGCUGGAGAGCGGGAAUUCUGCAGUAUCGUCCUCGAGUCCGUUGCUGAUGUACACGACACGAUCGUCGACGAGCCAGCUGAUGAUCCUGAAGACAGCUUCCAUUCAGCCAGGUCAGAGGUCAGUGGCCCAAGCACGCCGACCAAGGGAGGCAAGCGAGGUGGUAGCCCUGAGUUAAGUGAGGAAGAGGCUCGCGAGAAGGCGGUCAGAGAGAUCGUUGUCAACAUGAAGUGUCUUCACAUCGUUCAGUGCAUGCUUACGCAUGUUGCUGAGAACCUUCAGGACAACACCAACCUGGUGUCUAUGCUCAACAACCUGGUGGUUCCCGCAGUUCGCAGCCAUGAAGCCCCUGUUCGCGAGAGAGGACUGGUCUGUCUCGGCUUAUGCGCUCUCCUUGACCGAUCCCUCGCAGAGGAGAACCUCAGUCUAUUUAUGCACUUCUUUAGCAAGGGCCACACGGCUCUGCAAAUCACUGCGCUCCAUAUUCUGACUGACAUUCUCAAUGUCCACGGGGCACAACUCUUAGCAUCAACGCCAGGUCUCUUGAAGGUCUACGUCAAGGCCGUCAAGGGCGGUGCCAAAUCUCCAGAGGUCCAAGCAGCUGCUACUGUAGCCGCCUCGAAACUACUCCUUGGUCGCAUUGUCAGCGAUGAGGAAGCAUGCCAGGAGCUCAUCAAGUCUCUUGUCGUGGCCUACUUUGAUCCCUCGUCUGCAUCAAAUCAGACAGUUCGACAGGCACUCAACUACUUCCUCCCUGUGUUUUGUUUCUCACGGCCUGAGAACCAGGAUCUUAUGCGAUCCGCUGCGCUCGAGGCUAUCCAUACUCUCUACAAUGUCCGCGAGGGCUUGGAAGACGAUGAUGUGGAUGUAGAGGAGGACAUGGUCAGCAUGACUACAAUUGGAGCCUGUCUGGUUGAUUGGACAGAUCCCAGGAAGUGCUAUAGCACUACUCUCCUAUUAGAUAACGAGAAGAAGGCCGUCAAUGGCGAUGUCCACCUAGACUUUGCUAUGGACAUCUUGGAAAGACUUCGAGGCAACAUUACCAAAGAAGAAAAGAAGCUCAUUGCCACUCUUCUCGGUAAACUCCACAUGUCACCUGGGUCAACUGAGGAAAAACUCCGUGAGACAUACGCCGAGAUUAGUGCCGCCGUAGAGGAAGGAUUCCUCUCCGACGCCACCAGCCGCAACGCUCUCUACAAGAUCCAUGUUAGCCUCGGCAAAAUCGUCAAUGCCCUUGACGAGCAGCAGCCCAGUCAGCGACGUACUAGUCGCAGCAUGUCGCUGAACCCCGAGCGACAGCAGUCAGAAGAGAAGUCAGUUGUGGAAGAGCCUCGGAUUAAGGAAGAAGACGAGGACGAGGACACUGAGGGCACCAUCGUGCCCAAAGAUGAAAAGACAUCAUCGCUCGUCGAGGAGCUCCUAUCGGACGGCGACGUGGACAUGACGGAUGCUUAA